UCCUUAUUUUCAUUUAAAAAUCCAAACCCUUCCUCCCUCGCGUUCCCUCCCAACUGCUCUUCAAUUUCCAAACCGCCAACAACCGAUCAACCGUACAGAAAAAGUAUGAAUUACGAGCAGCGCCUCAUUGCAGCAGCUACUCUUAUAGUCGACGCCGACGCACGCGCCCACGACGCCCCCAUAAACGCUACAGAAAUUGGAGUUACAGCGACGCUGAAACCUCAUCAAGUGGAAGGUGUCUCAUGGCUUAUACGGCGAUAUCUUCUCGGCGUCAAUGUUAUUCUCGGAGAUGAGAUGGGAUUGGGGAAAACACUGCAAGCUAUCUCCUUUUUAAGUUACUUGAAAAUUCAUCAGAUGUCACCUGGACCAUUUUUGGUAUUGUGUCCUCUAAGUGUUACAGAUGGUUGGGUUUCAGAGAUGGCCAAAUUCACUCCAAAACUAAAGGUCCUCAGGUAUGUAGGUGACAAAGAACACCGGCGUAGUCUACGCAAGACAUUGUAUGAACAUGUAAAGGAGCAUCCCUCAUCAACUGAUGGUUCCUUGUUGCCUUUUGAUGUGCUCUUGACAACCUAUGACGUAGCAUUGAUGGAUCAAGAUUUUCUUUCUCAAAUUCCUUGGCAUUAUGCAAUAAUCGAUGAAGCUCAGAGACUUAAAAAUCCUUCCAGUGUGCUAUAUAACAUUCUCAAAGAGUGCUUCCUCAUGCCAAGACGCCUAUUGAUGACUGGCACUCCUAUACAGAAUAAUCUCACUGAACUCUGGGCUUUGAUGCAUUUUUGCAUGCCUUCAGUGUUUGGGACACAUGAGCAGUUCCUUUCCACAUUCAAAGAAGCUGGAGAUCCUACAUCAGAUCUUGAUGCAGCUGAGGUCAAGAGGCAGUUGAAGAAUUUAAAAUGCAUAAUGACAGCCUUCAUGCUUCGAAGAACAAAAUCUAAGCUUAUAGAGUGUGGAAACCUUGUGCUGCCACCCCUUACCGAGAUUACCGUGAUGGCUCCACUUGUCAGCCUGCAAAAGAGGGUUUACGCAUCAAUAUUGAGAAAGGAACUUCCAAAACUACUGGCAUUGUCAUCUGCAGCUUCUAAUAAUCAAUCUCUUCAGAAUAUUGUAAUACAACUACGAAAAGCAUGUAGCCAUCCUUACCUAUUUCCUGGUAUUGAGCCUGAGCCUUUUGAAGAGGGUGAACACCUAGUUCAGGCUAGUGGAAAGCUUUUAAUUUUGGAUCAGCUGCUUCAAAAGCUUCAUGAUUCUGGACAUCGUGUCCUUCUCUUUGCUCAGAUGACUCAUACACUUGACAUUUUACAGGAUUUUUUGGAGUUACGGAAGUAUUCCUAUGAGCGUCUUGAUGGUUCAGUUCGAGCUGAGGAACGUUUUGCUGCCAUAAGAAGUUUUAGUGGGCAAUUAGGGAAGUUGAAUUCUGAAUUUGACAAGAAUACUGCCUUUGUUUUUAUGAUAUCUACAAGAGCUGGGGGAGUUGGCUUAAAUCUUGUGGCUGCUGAUACGGUUAUAUUCUACGAGCAAGAUUGGAAUCCCCAGGUUGACAAGCAGGCUUUGCAGCGGGCUCACCGGAUUGGUCAAAUAAAUCAUGUAUUGUCCAUAAACUUGGUUACAAUGUGUACUGUAGAAGAGGUUGUUAUGCGGAGAGCAGAGAGGAAAUUGCAGCUUAGUCAUAAUGUUGUAGGAGAUGAUAUUGUGCAACAGAAAGGAAAAGAAACAGCAGGAGUUGAAACCAUGGAUUUGAAAUCUAUCAUAUUUGGGUUACAUAUGUUUGAUCCUUCUGAGAUCAGUACUGGAAAGUCAGAUGAACUGAACAUGCCAGAAUUGAAUGCUAUGACAGCGAAAGUAAUUGCAAUGCGUGAUGAUCAGAGAUUAGGAGAGAUAGAUAGGAAAUAUGUGGUUAAUCGAAUUGAUCAAAUUGAUGCUGUCAUUGGGGGAAAUUCUGCUUUUGCUAAUUAUGAUCACGGUCUUGAUGAGGCCUCGUAUCAAUCAUGGGUUAGAAAAUUUGAGGAAGCAUCACAAUCAAGUGGCAACCCAGUCUUGGAUUUGGGACAUAGAAGGAACUUGCCCGAGGAUAAGCAUCUUAAACUUGAGGCUGCAAGGAAGAAAGCUGAGGAGAAAAAGUUGUCUAAGUGGGAAUCCCUUGGAUACCAUUCAUUGUCUGUUAAAGAUCCUGGCCCAGCUUUGGAUGGUGAUGUAUUGUCAGAUUCAGGUUCUCUUCAUUUUGUUGUCGGAGAUUGUACAGAUCCAGCAAAAGUUUGCCCAUCUGAGCCCACUAUAAUAUUCAGUUGUGUAGAUAACUCUGGAAAUUGGGGCCAUGGAGGAAUGUUUGAUGCGCUGGCCAAGCUGUCUUCAAGUAUCCCUGAUGCAUAUCAACGGGCAUCUGAAUUUGGGGACCUUCAUCUUGGUGAUCUCCAUCUUAUAAGAAUUAAUGGGGACACUGACAGACAGUGCUUGGAAGAUGAUUCUCCUCAGUGGGUGGCUUUGGCUGUUGUGCAAUCAUAUAAUCCUAGGCGUAAAGUGCCCCGCAGCAAUAUCUCAAUUCUUGACUUGGAGCGUUGCCUAAAUAAGGUUUCAUUUGCUGCGGCUCAGAAUUCUGCUUCAAUUCACAUGCCUCGAAUUGGGUAUCAAGAUGAAUCAGAUCGAUCACAGUGGUACACAGUGGAACGUCUUCUACGAAAAUAUGCUUCUAUUUAUAGCAUAAAGAUCUAUGUGUAUUAUUAUCGACGAUCAUCUUGAAGCUUGGGAUGUAACUGUGUUUCUGAGGUCCUUGACAUUUGUAGUCGACUCAUGGAACUAGGUUAGAGUUGUAUCUAUAUGUUACGUAUCAUUACAUGUGUGAGAUAUCUCCAUGUUCAGUUAAAUUAUACCAUUGCUUGCUCUUAGCCAUUUUAUUCAACUAUUAGAAGUUCGUAAAUCAUUAAAGCAUGCAUGUUCCAAGUA
This is a messenger RNA of Hevea brasiliensis (rubber tree), 2934 nucleotides long. Its product is annotated as probable helicase CHR10. Gene Ontology annotation, molecular function: ATP-dependent chromatin remodeler activity; DNA helicase activity; ATP binding. Bases 106 to 2730 code for a protein of 874 amino acids. The transcript has 17 exons. NCBI's taxonomy places the organism in Eukaryota, Viridiplantae, Streptophyta, Magnoliopsida, Malpighiales, Euphorbiaceae. Gene Ontology annotation, biological process: DNA repair; chromatin remodeling. The record is from RefSeq and is a predicted model, not a curated record.